This is a messenger RNA of Nycticebus coucang (slow loris), 1265 nucleotides long. It is a transcript of the gene KCTD14, whose product is annotated as potassium channel tetramerization domain containing 14. Gene Ontology annotation, molecular function: protein binding. The transcript has 2 exons. NCBI's taxonomy places the organism in Eukaryota, Metazoa, Chordata, Mammalia, Primates, Lorisidae. Bases 448 to 1197 code for a protein of 249 amino acids. Gene Ontology annotation, biological process: protein homooligomerization. The record is from RefSeq and is a predicted model, not a curated record.
CCGGCUAUUUUUUGUUGCAGUUCUGCCGGGGCCGGGUUCGAACCCUCCACCCUCGUUAUAUGGGGCCGGCACCCUACCCACUGAGCCACAGGCGCCGCCCAAUCAGGAGGUUUUUUUUAAUCUCAGGUGCCAUCCGGUCUGCGCCCGGGAAAAGAAAAUAAGACAGGAAGUUCAUCUGUAGCAAAAGGUCAGUCAUUAAGAAGUCAUGCUCCAGAGUUCCAAAGUCAACCUUCCUCGGGGCCUCACAACUUUUAGAAGCCCCCAAUACGUGGACUGUCCGCUUCUUUCACAUUGCCCGGGGUCUCCUCGCAAGCACCGCCCAGCUCAGGCCAGUCCUCCUGGGCCCAGAGGGCCCAACCCAGGGGCGGGGAGCCGGGCGCACUUCCGCAGGCCCUAGUUACGUGCACCAGGUAGGGCUGCGCAGUGAGAGUCGCCAGCCGGGCAGGGAUGAUAAACGCCACCUCUGCAGCCGGCUCCCUGCGGCCUUGCCCGCAGACGAUAUCUACCGUUGUGGAGCUGAACGUGGGGGGUGAGUUUUACACCACCACCCUCGGCACCCUGAUAAAAUUCCCAGGUUCGAAGCUAGCAGAUAUGUUCUCCAGUUCAGCCAAGGCCUGCGUGGAUGCGAAGGGGCGCUUCUUCAUCGAUCGCCCCGGCACCUAUUUCAGACCCAUCCUGGAGUACCUGCGCAGUGGGCAGCUGCCCACGCAGUACAUCCCCGAAGUGUACCGCGAGGCUCAGUUCUACGACAUCAAGCCUUUGGUCAAGCUCCUGGAAGACACGCCACAGAUCUUCGGUGAGCAGGUGGCUCGGAAGCAGUUUGUGCUGCAAGUGCCAGGCUACAGCGAGAACCUGGAGCUCAUGGUGCGCAUGGCGCGCGCCGAGGCGGUGGCAGCGCGCAAGUCGAGCGUGCUGGUGCGCGUCGCGCACACGGAGCAGGACGAUGUGCCAUGUACAGAGUUCGUGCGUGUCCUGGAGGCUAACAAGAAGUCUGUUGUCAAGUUCGGGCCCUGGAAAGCAGCCGCAGAUGUUUAUGACCUCCUCCACUGCGUGGUGACGGACAUUCAGGCCCAGGGGUACAAAGUAUCGUGUGACCUCUGCAACUUGGAGCAGGUAGUACGUAGUGGUCCCUCAGGAAAGGUACCCCGAGCCAGUUACUAUCGGUCCGUCUAUACAUUCACAUUCACCUGGUGGUGAUCCCCAGGGGCAGGGUCUGUUUGUCAUGGGCUUUGGCGGGGCUUAUGUAAUUAAAAGUUGCUAUCAAA